Molecule: messenger RNA, 9513 nt
Organism: Entelurus aequoreus (snake pipefish)
Lineage: Eukaryota; Metazoa; Chordata; Actinopteri; Syngnathiformes; Syngnathidae
Gene: gpr146
Product: G protein-coupled receptor 146
Exons: 2
Coding region: 725-1726 (333 amino acids)
Biological process (GO): G protein-coupled receptor signaling pathway
Cellular component (GO): membrane
Molecular function (GO): G protein-coupled receptor activity
Source: RefSeq, a predicted model, not a curated record
UGUGGGAGGAAUAGUCGAAUUAGUUGCAUUGUAAGCCACCUCGUACUUGCCAUAUAGUAUGAGUUAGAAUGCAUAAAAAUAGAAAAACACAUGUGAUUGAAUGAUAGGCAAUAUUAGAAAAAAAGUUCAGUUCCCCAUUAACUACCGUUGCCUGGGAAUAUUCUCAAUCACUAUGGCGUACAGUAUUUUUUAGAACCAAAAUGUGCGGAACAAAAAACAAGCACAAAUGUCCCCAUAUAUAAAGCGUUUCACUAUGUUCCUUUCUCCUCCUGAAAACAUCAAUUUGUGUGCAUGUGGUUCCGCCUUCUCUCCCUCCCACCAGGCCCCGCCCCUUGUUCCUCCUGUCCAAUCAAAGCGUAAUACGUCAUCGAGUGGCUCGCGACCAGAGCUGAGCGGUGGGGGGCGACAAGAAGGGGGAGGGUCACAUGUGUACACAUUGUAGCUCGUAACACGGACUGCCCACUUUUUCCUCAACAAGCGAGGAAAAAAGUUCAUAGUCGAAGGCCCCCGCGAAUGGAUUCUGCUGUCUGAUUUCAUCUCGUAGGAGGAUUUGUUUGCUUUUAAUUAAAAAAAAGGGACGUUUGCGCUCCGAAUGAAGCCAUUGAGAUAUGCCAGUGGAAAUGCUUCAUCCUGACCCGAAGCCUCCGUAGGUUGUCCGCCGACAGCCAGCCAAGUCUAUAACGUCUCUGUCCAACGGUGGCGAGCACCCGUCCCGGCCCCAGCGAUGUGGAUCUGCAUGGUUUACAAUGAGACGGAAAGCAGCGUGGACUUCCGCCUCUGCCAGGACUUCGGCCUCAUCCUGUCCGUGCUGUCGCUGGUCUACCUCCUGGUGUGCUUCCCGGUGGCCGUGUGCUACAACGUGCUGCUGGUGGCCGUCAACCUGUCCAACAAGGUGUCCAUGACCAUGCCGGACGUCUACUUCGUCAACAUGGCCAUCGCCGGCCUGGUGCUCAACGUGGUGGCGCCCGUGGAGCUGCUGAGCUCCACCUUCACCCGCUGGCACGCGUGGGAGUACACCAACGAGGUGUACAUCACGCUGCUCAUCCUCUUCAACAUCUCCUCGCUGGUCAUCAUGUACUCCACCACCUUGCUCAGCCUGGACUACUACAUCGAGCGCGCCCUGCCGCGCACGUACAUGUCCAGCGUGUACAACACCAAGCACGUUUGCGGCUUCAUCUGGGGCGGCGCCGUGCUCACCAGCUUCUCCUCGCUGCUCUUCUACGUGUGCAACCACAUCUCCACCAAGAUGGUGGAGUGCUCCAAGAUGCAGAACAAGGAGGCGGCCGACGCCAUCAUGAUGUUCAUAGGCUACGUGGUGCCGGCCGUGGCGGUCCUCUACGCCUUCGUGCUCAUCCUGCGCAUCCGGAAGGAGUCGACGCCUCUGGACCAGGACUCGGCCCGCUUGGACCCGUCCAUCCACAGGCUGCUGCUGGCCUCCGUGUGCGUGCAGUUCUUACUGUGGAGUCCCUACUACGUGACGCUGCUGGUGCACACGGUGGCCGGCGCCCCCGGCUACGUCAGCAGCUCGCAUUACUUCCCCACCUACUACUUCCUGAGGUGCAUGUCCAAGCUGAUGGCGUUCUCCAGCAGCUUCGCCAUGCCACUCAUGUACCGCCAGAUGAACAAGAACUUCUCCAACAAGCUACAGCGGCUCCUCACGAGGCUCCGCUGCCGGGACCAGUCCUGCCCCCACGAACGCUCCACAGUGCAGCGAGUGGUCACGUGAAGCCCCUGCUUUUUUUUUUCUUCCGGCACUUAUCUUCCCAUCCGGCCCCCAACCACCCUCCAGAGCCAGUAUCUUGCUUCCGCCGCGCCCUCGCCGCUCUGGACUGCGUUAAAGCGCGACAUAGCAAACUGUGGAAUUUCCUGUCACCUUCCGGAGCGAGAUCCGACAGAGAUCAGUUCUGCAGAGCGAGAAGGAAAACCACUAAGUGCUGACAUUCUUUGUGUGUAUGACCAAGAGAAGCGCUCCACUCACUUGGCUUUUCACUUUGUGUGGUGACUUAGCACCUACGCUAGCUCUUAGCUCUUGACCAUUGCAGUGGCCUGAAUCCUGGCAAUGUGACGAACGCAUGGCUGAAUGUUGCCGUACAUUCAUUAAGCUACUCUUAUGUAAAGAUCUCCUUUGAACUCUACAGCUUCCCAAAUGUUUAGCGUAGCGAGAGAACGCAUCGCCGGUGUAGCCGCCGCACCAUCAACACAAUGUUGAACUGACUAUGAAAUUAAGUCAAACCUUAGCUAGCAUGUUCACGAAGCACUUUGUGUACCAGAUAAGCUUCUCAGCCUUUAAGUACGUCACACUUGAAGGCAUCUUCUUGAAAGCUCCACUUGCAGAACCUUUACUAGGGGUGUAACGGUACGUGUAUUUGUAUUGAACCGUUUCGGUACGGGGGUUCCGGUUCGGUUCGGAGGUGUGCCGAACGAGUUUCCACACGGACAUAUUAAGUAGCGUAACGCACGUUGUGUAAACGAUGCACACCGAGGCACAACACACGGCAUGCUAGCAGCUAACGGGCUACGAUAGACUGACCAUACGUCCUCUUUUGCGGAGCUGUCAGGGCGGUGUUUCUUAAAUGCCUCAAAUUGUCCGGCAUUUUGAGUUAGGGUUGCGUGUAUUUUCAAUGUACGUUCAGGGUUAAGAAGGGGUUGAAAACAAAACAAAUUGUGCGCGCAGCAGCAUUGGUGAGGGAGGGGCAGAGACAGAGAGCGCGAGAGAGUUAUGAUAAACGCGCAUGCGUCGCCAGGCUCUGCUUUUUAUCCAUAGAUUUAUCAGAUUAAAUUUUUUAUUAUCUAUAGCAGGGGUGUCAAAAGUGUGCCCCGGAGGCCAUUUGCGGCCCACAGCUAAUGUUUUAAAGGCCCACGGCACAUUCUAGAAAUACUAUUGCAAUAAACAAAAACAUAAAAAAAGUGAAAUAAAAAAGCUUAAAGGUUAAAUGUAAUUUAGAAAAAGUUGCAACGUUGACUAAUUUUUUCUUUCAAAAAAACAUAAUAUUGAAUCAAAAUCAAUGUUAUUAUGAAUUAUUGACCUAUCCAAGGUUCCGAUUACUUCACAUCAAAUAUUCCACUAAGAAAAAUAUUUUUGGAGGAAGAUUUUGCAAAUUUGGUAAAUAAAUAACCCAAAAAUGUAUAUUUUGUUGUUUUCUUACUGUACCGAAAAUGAACCGAACCGUGACCUCUAAACCGAGGUACGUACCGAACCGAAAUUUUUGCGUACCGUUACACCCCUAACCUUUACCCUUCUGCCCAUAACUUGGCCAUUGCGUUGAAGUAGAUGGAUCCCCUCUCAGGGUACAAUGGAAGCUAUUUAGUCCAACACAACAACACAAAUGAAUGAAUGUCCCAUCACAAAAUCGACAGGAACCCUUAAGUUAACCACAUUAGGUACAACUAAAAUAAAGUAAGACGACGCCAAAUAGAAAUGUAUGACAGGAAUCGCAUAGAAUUCCACCAUAAAGCCUAGAUUAUCGUCACGGAACACAUAACCCCUUCCAAACCCCAAAAAAUUAGACUUCUUCUCUGAUUUUGGAGCAUUUUGAAUUGAAUUGAAGUAUUUAUUUCAAACACUUUUUUUUUUUUUUACAUCUUGGCAGAGACAUUUGUGCAAGGCUUGAAAGAGGUUGGAUGAAGCAGAUGCUUAUAAUAUCCCAACCCCUCUCACUCAUUCCACAUUUAACAUAAACAAUAUAAUACAAGAACAAUACCAUACAAACAAAAACAAGAAAAACUCCUGUACACUAAUAAUACAAUAGUACCACUGUUAGUAUGAGACAAGACUAGACGAUUACGUACAAUAUAAGUGAUUCAGUCGCCAUUGUUCACUACUCUGUUACACAAAAUGCUAAAUUAGCAAGUUAGCAAGAGUAGUGGUCGCAAUCAAACCAGGCUGAGCAUAAUCCAGGCGUUACUGUGAAGCAGAUGCAUCCACCCUUGAGGUAUGGCACUGUGAUACAAUGAUCCUCUGGUUGACUUUCAGGUUUAAAAACUGUCGCCAUCAUGAAGGCAAUGUUCAAGUUUAUAAGAGUGCACUUAAUAAUUCCCGAGUUUAACAAAACAUGAUAUAACAAGACUAAGAUAAGGUAAAACUACUCCUGGUGCCCCAAAAAAAUAGAUUCCCAUCCGAAUCGCAAUUCUUAUUUAUCCCGAUUCUAAAUUGAUUCAUCAUUUUCAAAAAUCUAUUUAAAUUUAUUUAUUUUUUUACUUUUUAAAAAUAUUUUUAUAAGAAUCAGUUUUUAAACAUAAGUCUUUAAACCAUUCCUUGCAACCAAAAGGAGCUUUUAUAACCUGUAACCUGUUUCGAAAAAAGUUACAUUGAAUUUUAUACCAAAUAAUUGCUUUGAUUUACGUGACGUCACGUCCGUCUCACAUUCGGCUCAUUAAAUAUGCGUGGUGGUCUGUUUUCAAUGAGUACUAGGCGCUCGAAGAAAAAUUCUCUAUGCUUGCGUUGUUUUCAGCUGACCGUUCAAAUCGCGAAGAGGAUAAAAGUUUCGUUUUUUUUCCGGGAACUCUGAAGAAGCAAGAUUUUAGUGUCACGCACUUCAGUCCAAGGGAGCAGAGUGGAAAAAUGCACGAAUUUGCAGUAAUCACUCAGGCACUACACGAUUCGAUUUGAUUCUUGGGGGUAACGAUUCUCUGUUCAAAACUAUUCUUGAUUUAAAAUUAAUAUUUUUUUAAUAACAUUGGGUGCCAGUUCUAUGACUAACUACAUUCACCCAUAAAACAAACAGAUGUGAUCAAUUUCGAUAUUACUUCAAAGAAAACCCAAACAUUUAAGAAAGUCAAUUACAAAUAAGGCAACAAGAGAAGUAUCCCACACUAAUCUGUACAUAUGGACAUCUAAAUCAACAAUAUUAUUUGCCUGAGUAGCUAGACAGCACAGAUUAAAAAAUAUAUAUACAUUAUUGAUUUAUUUGAAUCGAUUAAGAAUCACGUUUCAUUCGAAAUUAUUUUUCUUCCGACACACUUAGUUUAAUAUAUUUUUAACGUUUAGUAUUUCCCAUUUAAGUAUUAUCUUGAUCAUUUUUGUACUUCUUAAGACACAUUUUUGCUACGAGUGUUUCAUAAAGCACCAACUCGGCGAGUCUAAGUAAAAGAAAGCAAAUGUGAGCAAAACCUCAAAGAAAAAAGCUUCUACCAAAGGCAACAAUCAUAAAUGAAGCUUUCAGCACGUACACAAUGUUGACAGCUAUAGUUCUAUUUUAAUAAAGAUGAGGAAAAACACGCUACUCGUAAAUGGCGCGUGCAACAAAAAGCCAACAAACAUGGAUGUCGAUGCGAAGUUAAAUGAUGAAAUGCAACCUUUCCCGAGCAAAAACGAUGCGUACCGUAUUUUUCGGAGUAUAAGUCGCUCCGGAGUAUAAGCCGCACCGGCCGAAAAUGCAUAAAAAGAAGGAAAAAAACAUGUAUAAGUCGCACUGGAGUAUAAGUCGCAUUUUUGGGGGAAAUGUAUUUGAUAAAACCCAACACCAAGAAUAGACAUUUGAAAGGCAAUUUAAAAUAAAUAAAGAAUAGUGAACAACAGGCUGAAUAAGUGUACGUUAUAUGAGGCAUAAAUAACCAACUGAGAACGUGCCUGGUAUGUUAACGUAACAUAUUAUGGUAAGAGUCAUUCAAAUAACUAUAACAUAUAGAACAUGCUAUACGUUUACCAAACAAUCUGUCACUCCUAAUCGCUAUAUCCCAUGAAAUCUUAUACGUCUAGUCUCUUACGUGAAUGAGCUAAAUAAUAUUUGUUGAUAUUUCACGGUAAUGUGUUAAUAAUUGCACACAUAAGUCGCUCCUGAGUAUAAACUAUGAAAACAAUUAUGCGAAUUAUAGUCAGAAAAAUAUGGUAUUUAUACCGGUAGAGUUGGAUACCUAUGUCCUUGACCCAGCCACACACAAAUAAGUUGUAGACCUCCAUGCUUUUCCAAGUUUUCAUCUGUUUUGUCGAAUAGAAUGGCGUCUAGAGCAGUGUUUUUUAACCACACUAGUUUGCCGUGAGAUACAGUCUGGUGUGCCGUGGGAGAUUAUCUAAUUUCACCUAUUGGGGUUAGAAAUAUUGUUUGCAAACCAGUAAUUAUAGUCUGCAAAUGAUGUGUUGUUGUUGAGUGUCGGUGCUGUCUAGAGCUCGGCAGAGUAACCGUGUAAUACUCUUCCAUAUCAGUAGAUGGCAGCCGGUAGCCUAUUGCUUUGUAGAUGUCGGAAACAGCGGGAGGCAGCGUGCAGGUAAAAAAGCGUCUAAUGCUUAAACCAAAAAUAAACAAAAGGUGAGUGCCCCUAAGAAAAGGCAUUGAAGCUUAGGGAAGGCUAUGCAGAACGAAACUGAAACUGAACUGAUUACAAAGUCAACAAAAACAGAAUGCUGGACGACAGCAAAGACUUACUGUGGAGCAAAGACGGCGUCCAUAAUGUACAUCCGAACAUGACAUGACAAUCAACAAUGUACCCACAAAGAAGGAUAAAAACAACUGAAAUAUCCUUGAUUGCUAAAACAAAGUAGAUGCAGGAAAUAUCGCUCAAAAGAAGACAUGAAACUGCUACAGGAAAAUACCCAAAAAAGGGAAAAAGUCACCAAAAUGGGAGCGCAUGACAAGAACUAAAACACUACACACAGGAAAACAGCAAAAAAAUCAAAAUAAGUCAGGGCGUGAUGUGACAGGUAGUGACAGUACACCUACUUUGAGACAAGAGCUAUAUUGAUGCAUGCUUGAUUAUGGUUUAAAGUCAUAUCCAACUAUUGCGACAAUGACUUUUUACUGUCAAUUGAGUUUCGUUUUUUAAUGAUUUCUGCUGGUGGUGUGCCUCCGGAUUUUUUCAACGCAAAAAAUGUGCCUUGGCUCAAAAAAGGUUGAAAAAGAGCACAAAAUAGUUCGAUAUGUCUGGAAACGCGACCAACCGAUAAUCCUUGAUAUCACUCGACACAUCUUUUUUCAUAAAGUAUAGGAACCUAUUCCAUUGCAGAGUUAGAUUUUUUUUCUCCUAGGAAGAUCUAGGCCCCUUGCAAUCUCUGAGAGCUUGGCCAUCUUGGCUUGAUUGACCACCACUGUUUUUCACUUCCGGGAUGAAGUCACGUGACCGAAUACACGCAUUAAAUUGCGAGAAUGUGUUUGAAUGGAGUUGAAUCAAGGAUCGAUUCUGAAUUGCAUCGUCACCCCGGGAAUCGUAAUCGGGUGGAAUCGUUAGGUGCCCAAAGGUUCCCAUCCCUAACGGACACAAAAUGAGGAUUGGAAUGUGAUAUGUUUAGUUACUGCAGGAAUUAACACUUUGAAAGUACUUCUGUAUUUUAAAACCUAAAUACCUGAUUAGAACACCCACGCGCUGUCGACGGCCUCAGACAAAACCGUUUACCUCAUUACCCGGGAAAUCAUUAAAUCCAAAUCCCAAGAAUUUUGGCCGGAGUCGAACCACUUCAGAUUAGUACAGCUAUAAUUUUGUUUGCUCCUGAGGCUUGCCCUGAGGGGGGGGCGUUCAGGAACGCUAGGAACAUUCCCACUUUCUCAUUACUGAGGUUUGGAUCUUCCCUGCAAACUUAGAAGAGUUGAGCACUUGGGAGUUUUGUAUUCACCUUUUUAUGGAUUGGAAUUAGAGAUGUCUGAUAAUAUCAGGCUGCUGUAAUAUCGUAAAUUAUCGGUAUCGGUUUCAAAAAGUAAAAUGUAUGACUUUUUAAAAACGCAGCUGUACGGAGUGGUACACGGACGUAGAGAGAAGUACAGAGCGGCAAUAAACCUUAAAGGCACUACCUUUGUGUGCCGGCCCAAUCACAUAAUUUCUACACUGUAAAAAAAAAUCCUAUUUUUAUGGUUAAUUUACUCUAAAUUUUUACUGUAAUUUUUCUAUUUUUUUUUUAAAUAGUUUAUAAAACUGUAGAAUUGAAGACAUUAUCUGUAAAUAAACAAUCCGCCUGUUAUUUUAAGUAAUAUGCCUGACAAACUAUGUAUAUUUCAAUUUUUUUUACAGAAAAAUACCAAAUUAAUUAUACAUAGCAUUUUCUGUUUUCUUAAACUACUUUCAAAUUCAUGUAAUAUUACCAUAUUUUUCCGUAAAACGUUUCAUGAAAAUUUCUGUGAUUGUUUUUGAUCAUUAUUUGGUUUACAAUGUUUUAUUUUAAUUUUAUGGUUUUCAUUUGGCAGCCAUAGCUGCCAGUAGAUGACCGUUUUUUUACAGAAUUUUUUUUUACAGUGUACGGCUUUUCACACACACAAGUUAAUGCAACGCAUACUUGGUCAACAGCCAUACAGGUCACACUGAGGGCAGCCGUAUAAACAACUUUAACACUGUUACAAAUAUGUGCCACACUGUGAACCCACACCAAACAAGAAUGACAAACACAUUUCGGGAGAACAUCCGCAACAUAAACACAACAGAACAAAUACCCAGAACCCCUUGCAGCACUAACUCAUUCGCCCACCUCAACCUCCUCAUGCUCUCUCAGGGAGAGCACGUCCCACAUUCCAAGCUGCUGUUUUGAGGCAUGUUAAGAAAAAAAUAAGGCACUUUGUGACUUCAAUAAUAAAUAUGGCAGUGCCAUGUUGGCAUUUUUUGAGUUGAUUUAUUUUGGAAAACCUUGUUACAUUGUUUAAUGCAUCCAGCGGGGUAUCACAACAAAAUUAGGCAUAAUACUGUGUUAAUUCCACGACUCUAUAUAUCGGUAUCGGUUGAUAUCGGCAUCGGUAAUUAAGAGUUGGACAAUAUCGGAUAUCGGCAAAAAAGCCAUUAUCGGACAUCUCUAAUUGGAAUGUAUUCAAUAUUGUAUUUCCUCAAAUAGUGGCCAAGUCAGUCAUUCUAUUAUAGCAUCCUUUAGGAACAGAGGCCACUAAUUGACUUAACACAGUACUUUUUUUUUAUUCUAAAGUACUCACACGAUGCUGCUUUUUGAUUGGUUGAAACUUUUAUUAGUAGAUUGCACAGUACAGUACAUAUUCCAUACAAUUGACCACUAAAUGGUAACACCCGAAUAAGUUUUUCAACUUGUUUAAGUUGGGGUCCACGUAAUCAAUUCAUGGUAAUUCAUGACCCUUGUCACGUGUGUGCAAUUGUGCACCUCAAAAAAAAAAAGUCCCCAUGUUGGCUGCUCUUAAACUAUAUCAAUCACAAACACUCAUUUGACUUUUAGAAGAUACUUUGUUUAAAAAGCCUCAGACAUAUCAUUACAUUUGUCAUUUUCACUUCACCUCCCCUCCAUGAAACGCUCUACAACGCCGUGUUGUUGCAGUGCCAUCUGUUGGAGAAACAUGCAGCAGGGUUCAUUUUUAUAUACGCUUUUUAACACCCCAAAUGUUUUUUUAAUCUACGCUAUUUCAACAGCAAAACCUCAUAGGGUCCAAAAAAAAAACACCUUUCCGUGUAUACGAGUGUACAUUAUGAUGCGAAAUGAAUGUGUAUAUAUUGUGAGAGAUUCUACAGUACAGAUGAUAAAUUGAGUGCUCUGUUGAACAGUUAUUUUUGGGGUGGGGCGGGGGUGUAAGAGAUUUAUGUAGAUUCUUUAAGUAAUCUACUGUCAUCUUGAGUCAAAGACUGAAUAAACCAUAAACUAAC